AUGGAGAAAGCAAAGUCUGCCGUUUCUAGCUUCCUUUCCAAUGAUGGAAAACACAAAACUAGUGUUGAUGAGGACGUCAGAGGACAUGUCGUGCAAGAAAGAGUCCUCCCACACCAGCACGAACAGGUCACCACUGCUCUCGAUAAGGAGGUCCAUCAGCAUCACCACCACACAACGGUUCAGCCUAUCUCUCAUAAGGAGACUCUGCCUGAACAACAUAGCCAUAAUCUUGCUCCAGUCCAACACAAGGAAUUCCGUCAUGGAAACGAGCAAGAAACUCGAGCUACUCUUGACCGAGAAGCUGCUAAGUUCCAGGAUACUACCGAGACACACAGUACCACACACUCUACUGAAACUGCCCCAACAAUGACUGGCGAGCGAAUCCACCAUCACGUUCACGAGCACGUGCAGCCUGUAAUUCAGAAAGAAACUGUGCAACCUCAUGUUGUCCACACAACUAUCCCCAUCCAUGAGACUCACUUCGCCGCCGACGUCCACCACGGAACCUCCACGCUCCCCACCAAGACUCUUGAGGAAUUCACCUCUGAGCGCGGUGGUCUUGCCGAGCGAGCUGCUCAGAAACUUACUGAGUUCGAGGGGUGCCCUAAGCCUUACCGACGAGAGCUCCAGAAUGAGCAGCUUGAAGGCGACAAGAGCAUGCACCUCCAUGGCCAUGGCGACAAGUAUGGUGAGAACCAGGCCCACUCUGGUCGCGAGGGCCACGGUAUUGGCCACACUGCCGAGGGCCUUGCUGCUGGCGGUAUGGCUGGAGCUGGCGCCACUGCCGCUUCCCGCAAGCACCGUCAUGGCCUCGGCCACAAGGAUCGCCGUGGAUCCGGCUCUAGCAGCAGCUCUAUGAGCUCUAGCGACGAAGAGUCCCGUGGCUUGGGCAAGUCUUCCAAGCACAAGAAUCGAGGCCUUGGUAGCUCUACUGGCACCGGAGUUGGAGCUGGUGCUGCUGCUGCCGCUGCAGGCGCCGCUCACAACCAGCACCAGGGCCGUGAGGGAGGUAUUCCCGGCACCUCUGGAGUUGGGUCAGGCAUGGGAUCUACUGGCAUGACGGGUAACACUAGUACUUUGGGUGCCAACAGUGGCAGCAUUGGAAACCCCAACACCGCCGGCCUCAACAAGCCUCACACCGGCGAGUACGACUCCAUGAAGACUGGAGGUCUUCACAACGAUCCUCUCAAGAGUAACUCACCUCACGCUCGUGGCGACUCUGGUGUUGGAAUGGAGCAGAAGAAGCCUUCUCUCCUCGACCGCCUCAACCCGAUGAAGGAUGCUGAUGGUGACGGCAAGAAGGGACUUUUGGACUAA
Fusarium poae is the source of this 1317-nucleotide messenger RNA. RefSeq lists its product as uncharacterized. The record is from RefSeq and is a predicted model, not a curated record. Bases 1 to 1317 code for a protein of 438 amino acids. The transcript has 4 exons. NCBI's taxonomy places the organism in Eukaryota, Fungi, Ascomycota, Sordariomycetes, Hypocreales, Nectriaceae.